AUGCUGUUUGCAGACUCCGACGAAGAGCAGGUGUUGAGCCUUGGGUUUCAGGACUCCUGCAACAUCCUUGUGUACAUCAACAUGGGCAAGGCCUUGUUUGCGGGAAUUCCUUUCAGCCGUGCGCCUGACGGCAUGGUGGUGUCGCCGGGCAUCAAUGAGAAGCGAAGACGAAAAACAGAGAAGAUUGGCACCAUUCCGGCGGACUUUAUCCUCCGAGUUGUUAAUCGUUAUGGUGCUGAUCGAGAAGAAGUCUUUCCACAAAGCAGAGGCGCAGUCUGGCGCAGCACUUCCUCGCCGCAAGCUGAACUGAACUUGAAAGCUACAUGGUCGCGUGGGCAGACUGUCAAGUGUGCAUCAGGUUCCAUGGGGAUUCCCUUUUUUUGCAUGAGCAAAAAGACACCACCGGCCAUGCGAGUUGUUCUUUGCUUUGAAGCGGAAGUCUGGCUACGGGCUUUCUGA
Symbiodinium pilosum is the source of this 459-nucleotide messenger RNA. The record is from the annotation of a GenBank genome assembly. Lineage: Eukaryota; Dinophyceae; Suessiales; Symbiodiniaceae.